AGAGGUGAGAUAGGAAUGGCAAGCAUUGACUUAAAAAGCCCACAGAUUAUAUUGUCACAGUUUGCAGACAACACGACAUAUGCAAAGGUGAUCACUAAACUCAAAGUUUUAUCACCUUUGGAAAUAAUAAUGUCAAAUACUGCUUGUGUUGUGGGAAAUUCAACCAAGUUGUUUACUCUGGUCACAGAAAAUUUCAAGAACGUUAAUUUCACUACAGUCCAAAGGAAAUACUUCAAUGAAACAAAGGGCUUAGAGUACAUUGAGCAGUUGUGCACGGCAGAGUUCAGCUCUGUUCUGAUGGAAGUGCAGUCCAGGUAUUACUGCCUUGCAGCUGCUGCAGCCUUGCUAAAAUAUGUCGAAUUCAUUCAAAAUUCAGUGUAUGCACCAAAGUCGCUGAAGAUUUAUUUCCAAGGCAGUGAACAGACCGCCAUGGUAGACUCCUCAUCAGCCCAGAACCUCGAAUUGCUGGUUAACAGCCAGGACUACAGGAAUAAUCACACUCUCUUUGGUGUUUUAAAUUACACCAAGACCGCGGGAGGUAGCAGGAGGCUGCGCUCUAACAUACUAGAGCCACUGGUUGACGUGGAGACCAUCAACAUGAGGCUGGACUGUGUCCAGGAGCUGCUUCAGGACGAGGAGCUCUUCUUUGGACUCCAGUCAGUCAUAUCAAGAUUCCUGGAUACGGAGCAGCUGCUUUCUGUUUUAGUUCAAAUCCCAAAGCAAGACACGGUUAACGCAGCCGAAUCGAAGAUAACAAACUUGAUCUACCUGAAGCACACUUUGGAACUUGUGGACCCUUUAAAGGUCACCUUGAAGAACUGCAGCACCCCCCUACUCAGAGCUUACUACGGCUCCUUGGAAGACAAGAGGUUUGGACUUAUACUUGAAAAGAUUAAAACAGUGAUAAACGAUGAUGCGAGGUACAUGAAAGGCUGCCUGAACAUGAGGACUCAGAAGUGCUAUGCCGUGCGCUCCAAUAUCAGUGAGUUCCUCGACAGAGCUAGGAGGACAUACACAGAGAUAGUGGACGACAUAGCAGGCAUGAUAUCCCAGCUUGCAGAGAAGUAUGGCCUUCCACUGCGGACCAGCUUCAGUUCUGCACGGGGCUUCUUCAUCCAAAUGACUACAGACUGUGCCGCCAUCUCCAGUGACCAGCUCCCCUCAGAGUUUAUCAAGAUAUCUAAAGUGAAAAACUCCUAUAGCUUUACAUCAGCAGAUUUAAUUAAAAUGAAUGAACGAUGCCAGGAGUCUUUGCGAGAGAUCUAUCACAUGACUUACAUGAUCGUGUGCAAGCUGCUUAGUGAGAUCUAUGAGCACAUUCACUGCCUGUACAAGCUCUCUGACACGGUGUCAAUGCUGGACAUGCUGCUGUCUUUUGCUCAUGCCUGCACGCUUUCUGACUAUGUUCGACCAGAGUUUACUGACACUUUAGCAAUCAAACAAGGAUGGCACCCCAUUCUUGAGAAAAUAUCUGCAGAGAAACCUGUUGCAAACAAUACAUAUAUUACAGAAGGGAGUAAUGUUGUGAUCAUAACUGGACCGAAUAUGAGUGGAAAAUCCACGUAUUUAAAACAGAUUGCACUUUGUCAGAUCAUGGCCCAGAUUGGCUCUUAUGUUCCAGCAGAAUAUGCCUCCUUCAGGAUUGCUGAGCAGAUUUUUACCAGAAUCAGUACUGAUGAUGAUAUUGAAACAAAUUCAUCAACAUUUAUGAAAGAAAUGAAAGAGAUAGCAUAUAUUCUGCAUAAUGCUAAUGACAAGUCACUUAUAUUAAUUGAUGAGCUUGGCAGAGGGACCAACACAGAAGAAGGCAUUGGCAUUUCUUACGCUGUCUGUGAGCACCUGCUGAGCAAAAAGGCAUUUACACUCUUCACAACACAUUUCCUGGAACUAUGCCACAUAGAUGCCCUGUACCUUAAUGUAGAAAACAUGCAUUUUGAAGUCCAGCAUGUAAAGAAUACCUCAAGAAAUAAAGACGCAAUUUUGUAUACUUAUAAACUUUCUAGGGGACUCACAGAAGAAAAAAACUAUGGGUUAAAAGCUGCAGAGGCCUCCUCACUUCCACCAUCAAUUGUCUUGGAUGCCAGAGAGAUCACAACACAAAUUACAAGCCCACAAAAUCAAAGGAGUUCCCCUGAGAUGGAUAGGUGGAGAGCUGUGUACCAUCUUGCUACAAGGCUUGUCCAGGCCGCCCGAAACUCUCAGCUGGAGCCAGACAAGCUGCGGGCAUACCUGAGUAAUCUGAAGAAGACAUAUGAAAAGGACUGCCCCAGGGCCGCAGACCUUCCAGAGAGGACUGAGGAGUGAUGACUCACAGAGUGUACAGUGACUGUGUCUCAGUUGCUCAGUUUUACAUUUUAAUUGAAAAUUACAGUAUAUUCCCUUCAGGAUUUCUACCUA
Molecule: messenger RNA, 2397 nt
Organism: Cricetulus griseus (Chinese hamster)
Lineage: Eukaryota; Metazoa; Chordata; Mammalia; Rodentia; Cricetidae
Source: RefSeq, a predicted model, not a curated record